GGCAUUUACCGGAAAGAGGAAACGCUAAGCAAAAUAUACCAGCGUCAUCAACAUUAGUCGAACUUUAGUCUGUAUUUCAUUUCACUCUACAGUAUUGUGCAAAUUUAUAUCUAGCGGAAACCGGAAUUGUGGUAAGUCGCACUCAGAUAACAGGUUGGGGCGAAAAUAACCGGUAGCCCAAGAUAUUUUGUCGUAUAGCAGACCAUUUCUGUACGUAAGUAAAAACAAAUGGGUAAAUCUUCGUCAAGCAGCUCAUCCAGUGGCUCUUCUGAUGAUGAAUGGCGCCACUUGCCUAAGCAUGAAAAGAAGCUAAGAAAGAAAUGGAAGAAGCAUCACAGAAAGGGGAUGAUUCCUCAUGGAUCCUUGCCACCCUGGCAAGGGGGUCCUGCUUGGUGUCCACCCCAUGGAAAACAUGGUAAAAAGAACAAGCAUGGACACGGUGCCUACCCUGGUGGUGGCAUGCAUGGCGGUGGCAUGCAUGGCGGUUACCCUGCUGGGGGGAUGCCAGGUGCCUACCCUGCCGGUGGAAUGCCCGGAGGUUAUCCUGCUCCUGGGGGUCACUACCCUGCAGGUGGGCACUACCCAGGCAACCCUGCCUACCCCCCAGGUGGCUAUCCUGCUGGGGGUCACGUCCCACCCCCUAAUCCUUCCUACCCUGCACCAGGCUAUCCCGGAGCCCCUGGUCAGUACCCUGCAGGCGGUGCCCCAUAUGGCCAUGGAGUUGCUCCCUCAGGACCAUUUCAAGCACCACCUGGCAGUGGUUACCCACAAGGUGGAGGUUACCCACAGGGUGGAGGCUACCCACAACAGUAUCCACGUUAGAUGAUCCCAAAGAGAUGCACAUCCAGGUUUUAGCCUUCUAUUUCAAGUGAUUAUCCUAUUGUUUUGUUUUAAUCUGGGGUUUCUAUUGUAACAUUUAAAUUAAGCCUCACCUCCUUAAAGAUUGAAAGAUGUGCUCUUUCUGGUAUGAUACUGUGUAUUUCACUCGUAAUUUCUGUUUUGAUUCUCAGAUGAUGUAUAUUGUUAUACAAUUUAUUUUCUGUUAUAGACAGACACUUGCAAAUUUGAUGCAAACUUGUUGUUUAUCAUAACUAUUUAUGUAAACUAAACAAUUCUAUUUCAAAUACAGCUUGCUGAUGUUAUGUUAUUAUCUAGAAUUUUACCUUUCAUUAUUUUUUUUACAUUAUGAAACAACUUCACUUAUUGUUCUGUAUGUUUGUUCAUGGAGUAAGAAUGGAUGCCAUUUUCACUUGUUAAACAUCAAUUAGCAAUAGCAUUGAUUAGUCAAAUAAAGUUAAACAUCUUUAUGAGCAAUAUUUUUACACCAAAUUGAAAUACUGGUAGUUAGUGAUUAUCAUGGUUUAAACUAAUGAUUGUGCCAGUAUCUUAUAUUUGCUCGUAUUAUGAAGGAAAAUUAACAUGUCUGGUUUUAAAUUAAUUUGCUGUGAUAUUUUGACAUUGUAAAUGACAAGCCAAUCUUUGACAGUUUUACUUUUUAUUGCUUAAUUUUAUAUUAUUUUUUAUAUGCUGCUAAGAAAUAAGAAUUUAAUAAAAUUAAGAUAAAUAAAUGUACUGUGUUUGUCUUAAUUAAAACAAUGGAUUUGAAAACAAGUAUGUUUAUAUUUUAAAUGUCCCAAGGCUGCAAAUUCUGUUGCAUUGUUCUUC
Physella acuta is the source of this 1665-nucleotide messenger RNA. Its product is annotated as galectin-3. NCBI's taxonomy places the organism in Eukaryota, Metazoa, Mollusca, Gastropoda, Physidae. The record is from RefSeq and is a predicted model, not a curated record.